Molecule: messenger RNA, 1869 nt
Organism: Alosa alosa (allis shad)
Lineage: Eukaryota; Metazoa; Chordata; Actinopteri; Clupeiformes; Clupeidae
Gene: acp5b
Product: acid phosphatase 5b, tartrate resistant
Exons: 6
Coding region: 552-1550 (332 amino acids)
Biological process (GO): bone resorption
Molecular function (GO): ferrous iron binding; acid phosphatase activity; ferric iron binding
Source: RefSeq, a predicted model, not a curated record
CAAUCCAUAUUACUCAGUUAAUGAGUAAUGCCAGUAUGCCACCUCAGUGGUUGUCAGGCAAGCAGAACUUAUGACAGACUCUGGAGAAAGAACAGUCAGUGUUGUGAAGUCAGUUCUUGUGCUGAAGUCAGUUCUUCCCUCUCACUUUUCUGUCUGUUUACCGGUAUUGUUCUCUUUGUUCCCUAUGGAAUGUGAAACGGUUGUGGUAUUUCAGUAGGGGGACAGAUUGAUUCUUACAUAUCUCUAUGUAGAGCUCACAUCACAUGUUUACCUUUCAGUUAAGAUUAUAAGACCAUUCAUAUCAAAGGCUGAGAGUCAAAGUUCAAUUUGUGUAUACUGCUGUGCAUAAUGAUCACAUUUAGCUGGCCUAUCUUGUUUUGUUCACCUCCCCCAGUACAGGAAGUUGAGGUUUUUCUGUCUUCAUCACUACGGUGCUUCCGUAUGUGAAGCAGCUGCUUUGUUUAGUCCUGUGACAGACUGGUUCUGUCUACUCAGGCUAUACUGUUUGUUAGGUUCAUCACUGCUGCAUUCAUUCCCUGAAGGCAUUCUCCAUGGAUAGGCUGGUCCUACUCUGCUGUUUGUGCUUACAUGUGCAAUGGCUUUACGGUCAUCCACAAGAACAAGGUUCUCUCCGAUUUGUCGGCCUCGGAGACUGGGGAGGAUUUCCCCUCCCCCCAUACCAUACUUAUACCCAGUCAGAGGUAGCGAGUGAAAUGGCCAGGGUGACUAGUAGUAUGGGUCUGGACUUUGUCCUCAGUCUGGGUGACAACUUUUAUUUCAGUGGAGUAAAGGACGUGGACGAUCCCCGCUUCAAGGUCACCUUUGAGAAAGUGUUCUCUCAUCCAGACAUUCUGCGUGUGCCUUGGUACGUGGUGGCAGGUAACCAUGAUCACUUGGGAAACGUGACAGCCCAAAUUGCUUACUCUGCCCGCUCAGAGAGAUGGCAUUUCCCUGAGCUGUACUACCAACUGAAGUUUAAGAUCCCUAAUUCAAAUGUCUCCAUGACGAUACUAAUGAUUGACACGGUGACGCUAUGCGGGAACACCUAUGACAAGGAUCACCCAUUUGGACCUGAGGAUCCAGAGGCCUCUAACGAGCAGCUCCAGUGGAUCGAGAACCGCCUGAAGAGCGCCAAGUCAGAGUAUGUAGUGGUGGCUGGUCACUACCCGGUCUGGUCAAUUGGUCACCACGGUCCCACCCAGUGCCUGCUGGACCAUCUGAGGCCUCUGCUGAAGAAAUACGAUGUCACAGUCUACCUGUGUGGACAUGACCAUGACAUACAGUUUAACCAAGAGACCGAUGGGAGUGCGUAUGUGGUCAGUGGAAGCGGAGCCGUCACGUCCACUUCCGUUCAGCACCAGAAGAGCUUUCCGUCGUCCUGGCAGCUUUUCUCUAAUGCCAUCAAUGGCACUUCCAGCGGAUUCGCCUACUUUGAGGUGACGGCUGACCGCAUGACCAUUAGCUACAUUCAGACAGACGGGAAGUGUGUGUAUCAGAUGUCUCUUCCAAAGCGACGGACACAGUGGACAGAUAGUAGUGACCUCCCUUGAAGAAUUCCAUGGGAUUUUAUCAUCACUGACAACUACAAUUAGUGGUUUCAAUUAGUGAUUUCAACUUUUUUAAGAAUUAUUUUAUAAUUUGUUGCUGUGUAAUGGACUAUAUUGAUAUAGUUGACCUAAUAUAUACCAUGACUGAUUUUAUGAGUGGGCUAUGUAACAUCACCUAUAGAGGGCAGUAGAGUAUGUGGUAUGCAUCAGUGCAUUAUGCAUCAAAAGGAUGUCUAUUCAAAUCGAGAGUCAAAUCAUUUCUCUUUAUUUUCAGUAUAAAAAGUAAAACUACAAAAAUAAAAAGUACCUUAGUCCAGAGGAA